GCGCCAACCUAUGAUCUCAAGCUUUGACAGUAAACAGACAAACCUCAUUCAAGCCAUGCUGACCAGUACCAAAUCACUGGACGUUGAGGUGCCACCUCGGCUUGGGAAGCGGGUUAAGCAGAGAAGUUUGCUUUGCUUUGGCCUCACAGUGCCAGUCUUUGCAACGCUUUUGUCUUCGACAAGCUUCUGUGGGGACAGCAGUGGCAGCACCAGCAAACUUGAUCGGUUGCAGCAGACGUCCAGUCAGCGACUGCAGCAGUCAACACUUUCAAGGCAGAUCGGCACCAAGCUCCUGGCUUUGCCAAAUCAGCAGGAAGAAGUAGCUGCACCCAUCCCUGCAGAUGCCGCAGUGGUGCUGCUGCUGCAUCCUGGUGAAGGCUCACCAGGCUUUGGAGAGGUGCCUCACAUGGGCUCGGCCUUGACGGGUGGAAAACCCAGUUGGGCCCAAGCAGCGCAGCAGCUGGUGCAGCGCGUGCGCUGGGACUUGGGAAAUGAAGCUGUUGAGUUCAGAUCUAUGUCUAUCGCUGAGCUAUGCCAGGCUAACAAAUCUCUUCAUUUGGAGUUCAUUCUUGGUGUGGACCUGGAGCGUGAGCCGCCGGAGGAGUGUCAAGACAAAAUACAUGAGAUGCUUUCCAGAGCCUCGUCCAGAAUGUUUAUCACCAGUUCGAAGGACAGAAAUACGUGCUCCUUUUGGUCAUCUGAGACAAAAGUUUCAGGUGCCGGAGAGGAGGAGCUCUCAAAUCCAGGGCCUUUUGGCCUACAAGCUACACUUGGAGGUUACCAAGAGGCGGUGAAAGUGCGCAAUGAUGUCAUUGACUUAUGGCAUCGGCGGACGGCCGAAGAGGCCGUGUAUGCGAUCUUGCUCCUGAUUGACUCCGCGGUGACAAGCCUACCAUCCAUGGCUGCUCAGCGUCCAGUCCCCACGUCCGAGACGAUCGGACGAGCUAUAGAUCGGUGCCAAGAUGCAUUCAGAAAUUGCUUCACGCAGCCGCGGUGUUUGCAAAGCUUGGCAUGCCUGUCCCAGUGCGGCCUGGCAGACCAGUCAUGCUCAUAUCGCUGCAUCGUCUCGUACCAGAGCCAGGCUUUUACAGACUUCUCUUUGUGUGCCCUGCAGAAGCAGAACCUGUUGAACUCUCAGAUCGAGCGACCUCAAACACCCAGGGCAAAGCCAUUGGAGACCUUCAGAGGCCAACCGAUGACGCAUGAGUUGGCAGAAAACAUCCUGGUGGGGCAUUUUGAUCCAGGUAACAAUCAUCGCCACAGUUGGCUUGUGGCAGCUGGAUCAAACCCCGCCUAUGAACAGUUCGCCUUGCAGUAUCAGCUUUGGUACAAAGGUUCUGGACGGAAUACCUUUUGGUACCACCCCACCUUUCUGGUGGAGGCCUUGGAUGGUGCGAAGAUUUGGCGAACCCGUGACUACCGUGUGAGACGGAAAGAGACGCCUGGCCUUUGGGACUUUUCAGUGGUGGACAACGGCAUCAUUUCAGAGGAGCGUUGGCAUCUCUUGGGGGCAGAUGAUGACUUGCAGUGGAUUGUCCUUUUCUAUGUAGGUGCAGCGCGAAAAGCAGGCUUGUCAUAUCGUGGAUGCUUGGUUUUGACACCAGAAGGAGAGAUGCCUGGCCCAGAGCAUGCAGAGGCUAUUAGCGCUGCUAUUGCAAGGGCAGACAUGAAGCCCUGGGAACUUGAGGCAACAAGCAACCCACCAGUGGACCCUGCGAAUCCUCCACCCUUGAUUGCUCCGGAGAGUCAAGAGCCUAUUCCACUUUUGGCCCGGAUGGCUGCGGCAGCAUAAAAUGACCGCUGGAGAUAUGAGACACCGGCAAGUUUGCACGCUUCAUUCCAGAUGUCCAUGUCAGCACGACAUGAGCUGACUAGACGCAGAGCAUUUUCCACUCGCCUGAAGUGCAAAUUUUCGACCAGCAUGUUGUGAAUCUCUUCCCAAGUCAUGCAUGCAACAGGUCUUCAGAUUUUCGAAAUACCUCAGCUGCUUAGCUGAACAGCUAGGGCAGCUAGGGCAUCUUUGAGCACAGCGAUUCCGACCGCUUCAAUCGAAGCGCCUUUGAAGUUAGCGCGAAAAA
Molecule: messenger RNA, 2078 nt
Organism: Durusdinium trenchii
Lineage: Eukaryota; Dinophyceae; Suessiales; Symbiodiniaceae
Source: the annotation of a GenBank genome assembly